Onthophagus taurus is the source of this 804-nucleotide messenger RNA. RefSeq names its product translocon-associated protein subunit gamma. Lineage: Eukaryota; Metazoa; Arthropoda; Insecta; Coleoptera; Scarabaeidae. Gene Ontology annotation, cellular component: endoplasmic reticulum; membrane. Gene Ontology annotation, biological process: SRP-dependent cotranslational protein targeting to membrane. The record is from RefSeq and is a predicted model, not a curated record.
UGGCAUUUAGAUUGGAAACGUGGAACCGAAAAGUAGCGCGUCGUAACUACAAACCGUUUCCUUCAUUUAGUAUACGUCGAUACUCGUUAACAAUACUUCGGUUUCUCUCGAAGUCUCAAGUGUACUUUUGUGACUUACAUCAAUUAAAAAGAAAAGAAAAAUGUCGAAGCACCAAGCGAAAGGUUUUACAAAGGAAGAGGAACUUCUGUUACAAGACUUUAGCAGAAAUGUAUCCACGAAAUCUUCAGCCCUUUUCUAUGGAAACGCUUUCAUCGUCUCUGCUGUCCCCAUAUGGCUUUUUUGGAGAAUUCACAUGAUUGAUAUUUUUACAUCCUUGAUUUUAUUCUGCGUGGUAACUGCCAUUUCCAUGUACUUGCUAGCUAUGGCUUACAGAAACACCAAGUAUAUUCUAAAACACAAAAUUGCUGUUAAACGUGAAGAUGCCGUAACCAGGGAGAUGACGAAAAAACUCUCUGAAGAUAAGAAAAUGAGCAAUAAAGAAAAGAACGAACGUAUUUUAUGGAAGAAAAAUGAAGUGGCUGAUUUCGAAGCAACCACAUUUUCUAUUUUUUACAACAACGCUCUUUAUUUAGCUAUUGUUAUUUUUGCUAGCUUUUAUUUGUUCAGAUCAUUAAGUCCUGCUGUUAAUUAUACCGUUUCGAUUGGUGCUGCUUCAGGACUUUUAGCUUUAUUCUCAACAGGUUCACAAUAAUUUCAUUUCCAUUUCAAUGUUCAUUUUAUUUAAUAAAUACAAUAGUUUUUGUAAUAUAAAUUAUAAAUAUUUCAAUAAAAAUAAAUGACUUU